AUGGAACAGUACGAUGUGGCAGUCGUUGGACUCGGCGUGCUUGGAAGUGGGGCAGCAUACUACGCUGCCCGAAAGGGCGCCAAAGUGAUCGCCUUUGAGCAGUUCGAAUUUGGACACGUUCAUGGAGCCUCUCACGAUACAUCACGCAUCGUUCGGACCUCAAAUUUUACGCCAGAGUAUGUGCGCUUAGCUAAAUCAGCUUACAAAGAUUGGGCCGAGCUCGAAAGGAUCACUGGCCAAAAGUUAUUGACCACUACGGGCGGCGUGAUUUUCUUUCCUGAGGAGCAGGGUGCACCAGUACAGGCUACCGACUUCACGACAAGUCUGGAUGCUAGUGAAGUACCAUACGAGCUGCUAAGUCCUCAAGAAGUAAAGAACAGAUGGCCACAAUUUGACGUUCCCGAAAAUGUGGCUACUGUGUUCACGGCAGAUAGCGGGAUUGCCCACGCUUCUAAGACAGUCAGCCUUUUACAAUCUCUUGCACGUACCCAUGGGGCAGUACUGAAGGACCAGACUCGCGUCGAUCGCGUGUAUCCCAAGACAUCGGGCGAUGGGGUUGUGAUAAAAACAUCCAAAAGCCAGUUUCAAGCAAGCAAGGUCAUUUUGGCGACAGACGCGUGGGUAAAUAAGCUCCUCGCGCCUCUGGGCACGCACAUCCCGAUAUCUGUAAUGCAAGAGCAAGUCACAUACUUCAAACCCACGGAGCCUGUUGACUUUCAAGCGGAUCGUUUCCCUGUCUGGAUUUGGAUGGGGACAACAUGUUUUUAUGGGUUCCCUUGCUACGGAGAGCCCACCAUCAAGGCAGCCCGGGAUACUGCAAAUAAUUUUAUGACACCGGAACAGCGCACAUACGUCCAUUCUCCAGAGUUACUUCAGCAACUAUCAUCUUUCUUGAAGAGUCUCAUUCCCGAUCACAAACGCCAACCCCUCCGCACGGUGACUUGCCAGUAUUCAAUAACACCCGACCGGCAAUUUGUCCUCAGUCCAUUGGAAAACCAUCCCGAUAUUAUCGUGGGUCUGGGAGCGGCUCAUGCAUUCAAGUUUGCACCUGCAUUUGGCCGAGCUUUAGCAGAACUGGCAGUUGACGGUAGAACCAAUGAGGAUAUCUCGAAAUUUGGUAUUCCUUCAGCUGCCACCUGCACCAGUAAACUCUGA
Messenger RNA from Penicillium macrosclerotiorum, 1155 nucleotides. Its product is annotated as putative sarcosine oxidase. The coding region runs from base 1 to 1155 and encodes 384 amino acids. NCBI's taxonomy places the organism in Eukaryota, Fungi, Ascomycota, Eurotiomycetes, Eurotiales, Aspergillaceae. The record is from RefSeq and is a predicted model, not a curated record. Gene Ontology annotation, molecular function: flavin adenine dinucleotide binding; sarcosine oxidase activity. The transcript has a single exon.